Aethina tumida (small hive beetle) is the source of this 1135-nucleotide messenger RNA. RefSeq lists its product as uncharacterized. The coding region runs from base 53 to 937 and encodes 294 amino acids. Gene Ontology annotation, biological process: endocytosis; actin cortical patch localization. The record is from RefSeq and is a predicted model, not a curated record. NCBI's taxonomy places the organism in Eukaryota, Metazoa, Arthropoda, Insecta, Coleoptera, Nitidulidae. Gene Ontology annotation, molecular function: protein binding. The transcript is spliced from 2 exons.
GACAUCCGUCAAAUACCUUGUCCAAUUUUAAAGAUCAACAAGUUCGCGUGAAAUGUUUACUACGCACAAACAAAAGUCGUCACAAUCUAACACCAAGAAAAAACCACCACCCAGACCUCCACCCCCAAAUUUAUCGAAGUACAAAAGUAAGUCGACGUUCAAUUUAAACAAUCAACUCGAUAAUUUAAUUGAAUGGAGUCCGCCAAAUUCACCAAAGGCAGAGCGCAGCCAGCAGUUCGGUGGCAGCGUGUCCAGUUCUUUUAGCAGUAGUACAAGUAGCCUAGCCUCAAGUAAGAAAAGCUUCGAAUUCGAUUUGCCAACAAAUUGGCCAACAAAUAUACCAGUGAUACAGACAACCAUGAAGAACACCACAAGUGCUAAUAGUAAUCCAGUUAAUGUGCCUUCGUUAUUCGGACCAACGAUCAUACGUGCCAAAGAGGGAAAAAAAAAUCUCAAGAUUAAGCCAGACAUCACAUAUUCUGUGUUUAAGGAGGCGGACUCGCCUCCAAUGCCGAGUAUACCUCCCCCAAGUCCUCCGAAGGAGGUGGCUGACAUUGACACCCCCUAUGGGAUAGCAGAAUACGAUUUUCCAGCAUCUCAUCCUUCCGAUUUAGGAAUACAGAUUGGAGAUGUGGUCUUUUUAAUUAGAAGAAUUAAUAGUGAAUGGUUGUAUGGCAAAAUAGUGGGAAAAGAUGGGGAAAGGGAGGGAAUGUUUCCUGCCAAUUUUAUCGACAUUAAAGUGCCUUUACCGAACGAAAAUAAUACUGUGACAGCUUUAUUUGAAUUCCGUCCACAAAUGGCUGGUGAUUUGGCUUUGAAGCCGGGUCAACAAGUGACAGUGACAAGAAUUGUGAACUCCGAUUGGCUAUACGGAACAUCGAAUGGAGAAUCCGGACAAUUUCCCAGUAAUUUUGUUGAUAGAAUUCCAAAGAUUUAAUCCGUCUAAUCAUGUACAAAAUUAAUAUUUUCAGAAUGCAGGGUUUGGAGUAUUAAAACAUUGUGAUCAUAUGAUAUAAUAAAUACAUUACACAUUGUGAAUGUGAUACUAUGUGCCUAAAUGGAAGGCUUAGUAUAAUUUUAUUUUUGUAACAUACUUUAUUAAUAUAAUUUUACUAAUAUACACACCAUUAUAGUU